Molecule: messenger RNA, 656 nt
Organism: Anneissia japonica
Lineage: Eukaryota; Metazoa; Echinodermata; Crinoidea; Comatulida; Comatulidae
Exons: 5
Coding region: 9-656 (215 amino acids)
Source: RefSeq, a predicted model, not a curated record
ACUCGUUCAUGUUUUUUAAUUUGUCUCGUCAUUUCUCUAUUGAUAAUUUUGUCCCGAUGAUGCGGGAAAGCAUACUACGAGUUAUCGUUAUGUUGGUCAUUCCUGUUACAGUUUGCUCUAGCGAUUUAGCUGUAUUUAUUGACAGCCGGGGAGAAAUUUUCUAUGGUUAUGUUGAUACUGACAAUGCAUUUAUUAUGAAACCAAUGCAUCAGGAAGUUCAUGGUUGUAUUGCCGUUGCUUUUCAUAAGCAUUCUCAAUCGUUUUAUUGGUCGACUUGGGAUACUACAAACGGAUUAUGUUGGAUGAACAUCAACAGUCGAGCGGUGUCUUGUCGGAGUUCGGAGUACGUGAUAGAGGAGAUGGUAUUAGACGACAUCAAUAGGGUGCUGUAUAUUUUGGAAGAUGGAGCAAUUAAAAAGGCAGUUAUAUACCAGUCCGGUGUUGAGUAUAUUGGGCUUUUCGAAAGUGAAUCGUUUGUAUCACAUUUGGAUAUAGAGGCAGAAUCACACAUAUUGUACUACGUCAUAAUGGAUAUCUCUAAUAUUGUGCAAAGGCUCGUCAGAUAUGAUCUAGACUCUAAUCAGCGGACCACUUUGUGUAGUAUAGGUCUUGAGGCCUUUCCAAUAAUUAUCAAUGGUAAGCAGGCAGUUCAAUGA